Tarenaya hassleriana is the source of this 2258-nucleotide messenger RNA. RefSeq names its product dynamin-related protein 1A. Gene Ontology annotation, cellular component: microtubule; cytoplasm; plasma membrane. The transcript is spliced from 16 exons. Bases 217 to 2049 code for a protein of 610 amino acids. Lineage: Eukaryota; Viridiplantae; Streptophyta; Magnoliopsida; Brassicales; Cleomaceae. Gene Ontology annotation, molecular function: GTP binding; GTPase activity; microtubule binding. The record is from RefSeq and is a predicted model, not a curated record. Gene Ontology annotation, biological process: receptor-mediated endocytosis.
CUUUUCAAGACACUCGCAUUUUCUUUCCCCAAACUCAAAUUUUCAGAAACUCGCCUUCUCUCUCUGUAAGGUUCCAAGUCACCGUCGCAGAUCUAUUCUCUCUAACCCUAAUCUUCACCGGCGGAGCUAUCAGAUCUCGCCCAUCUCUGCCUUCUCCAGCUCUAUUUCUCCGGACUCUGUGGUUUACCAUCUUCUCAGCUCAAGAAGUAGAGGAGGAUGGAAAAUCUGAUCUCUCUGGUGAACAAGAUUCAGAGAGCUUGCACGGCUCUCGGCGACCAUGGAGAUUCCAGUGCCUUGCCGACUCUCUGGGACUCCUUGCCUUCUAUCGCUGUUGUCGGUGGACAGAGUUCAGGAAAGUCUUCAGUCUUGGAGAGUAUUGUCGGAAAGGAUUUUUUACCCCGUGGAUCCGGUAUUGUUACACGAAGACCCCUUGUCUUGCAGUUGCAUAAGAUCGAUGAAGGAAGCCGGGAGUAUGCAGAGUUUCUUCACCUCCCGAGGAAGAGGUUGACCGAUUUUGCUGCUGUGAGGAAGGAGAUUCAGGACGAGACUGACAGAGAGACUGGCCGCACCAAGCAGAUUUCCAGCGUUCCAAUUCACCUCAGCAUAUAUUCUCCCAAUGUUGUGAACCUUACACUGGUUGAUCUUCCUGGGCUCACAAAAGUUGCUGUUGAGGGACAACCUGACAGUAUAGUGCAGGAUAUUGAAAACAUGGUCCGAGCUUUCAUUGAAAAGCCCAACUGCAUCAUAUUGGCAAUUUCACCUGCCAACCAAGAUCUUGCUACAUCAGAUGCCAUAAAAAUUUCUCGUGAGGUCGAUCCAUCUGGAGAGAGAACAUUUGGUGUCUUGACAAAGAUAGACCUUAUGGACAAGGGAACUGAUGCAGUCGAUAUCCUGGAAGGGAAAGCUUACAGACUCAAGUUUCCAUGGGUCGGUGUUGUCAAUCGUUCCCAAGCAGAUAUUAACAAGAAUGUUGAUAUGAUAGCGGCACGGCGUAGAGAGAAGGAGUAUUUUGCCAAUACUACGGAGUAUAGGCAUCUGGCUCACAGAAUGGGUUCCGAGCAUUUGGCGAAAAUGCUCUCCAAGCAUCUAGAACAAGUGAUCAAGUCAAGGAUUCCUGGCCUCCAGUCACUUAUCCAAAAAACGGUAUUGGAGUUGGAAACAGAAUUGAGUCGCCUUGGGAAGCCUAUUGCAGCUGACGCAGGGGGAAAGUUGUACUCAAUCAUGGAGAUUUGUCGGCUUUUUGAUCAAAUAUUCAAGGAGCAUCUUGAUGGAGUGCGACCUGGUGGGGAGAAGGUAUAUAACGUAUUUGAUAACCAGCUUCCGGCAGCUCUGAAGAGACUCCAGUUCGACAAGCAGCUGUCAAUGGACAACAUCCGAAAGCUUGUGACUGAGGCAGAUGGUUACCAACCUCACUUGAUUGCUCCUGAGCAAGGUUACAGACGUCUCAUCGAGUCCUCCGUCAUCACCAUCCGCGGCCCUGCCGAAGCUUCUGUUGACACUGUUCAUGCAAUUUUGAAGGAUCUGGUUCACAAGGCUGUCAGCGAGACCCUGGAACUAAAGCAAUACCCGGCUCUUAGAGUCGAGGUUACGAAUGCGGCAAUUGAGUCGCUUGACAGAAUGAAAGAAGGGAGUAAGAAAGCAACACUGCAGCUGGUGGACAUGGAGACUGGUUACCUCACCGUUGAUUUCUUCCGGAAACUACCUCAGGACGUAGAGAAGGGCGGUAACCCAACUCACUCUAUUUUCGACCGCUACAAUGAUUCUUAUCUCAGACGCAUUGGAUCGAACGUGCUGUCAUACGUGAACAUGGUCUGUGCCAGUCUGCGUCACUCAAUCCCCAAGUCAAUUGUGUACUGCCAAGUCCGAGAAGCGAAACGCAGCCUCCUCGACCACUUCUUCGCCGAACUUGGCACCAUGGACGCGAAGAGACUCUCGGCCCUGUUGAACGAAGAUCCCGCGGUCAUGGAGAGACGCAGCGCUCUCUCGAAACGGCUCGAGCUAUACCGGGCUGCUCAAUCCGAGAUCGAUGCUGUGGCGUGGUCCAAGUGAAACCGAGAUAAACCCACCGGUUUGGUCGGUUCAUCAGAUCUGUUUGGUUGUGGGAUGAGGUGUCGUUUUUUGUGUGAGAUGGGUGUUCCCGGGAAGACGACGACACCACACCGUGUCGUUUUAUAUAGCCGUUUGUUACAUUUCUCUGUUUGUGUCGUCUCUUUGUUUGUAAUACUAAUAAAAUACUAUUGAUUUUCUUCUUUUUAUGU